Molecule: messenger RNA, 431 nt
Organism: Ostrinia furnacalis (Asian corn borer)
Lineage: Eukaryota; Metazoa; Arthropoda; Insecta; Lepidoptera; Crambidae
Product: serpin B6-like
Exons: 1
Coding region: 26-301 (91 amino acids)
Molecular function (GO): serine-type endopeptidase inhibitor activity
Source: RefSeq, a predicted model, not a curated record
UAAUUUGAAGGAGCUUUUAAUUGAUAUGGGAUUGAGGGAUAUGUUUGACGCUAACAGGGCGAGAUUCCCUGAGAUUUCGGAUUACCAGCUGCAUGUUUCUAGCUUCAUUCAAAAGGCAGAUGUGGAGGUGACAGAGGAAGGGACGGUGGCUGCAGCAGUGACAGAGAUGGGUUUCUCUUUCAGGAGUUCAGUUCAGGCUGAGAACUUUUUGGCAAACAAACCCUUCUUCUUCAUGAUUGUGGAUAGGAAAACUGAAGUGCCAGUCUUCAGUGGAGCUUACUCCAAGCCCAAACUUUUUUAGGCGGUUAUUUUGUCAGUGAAUUACAGUAGGUACAAAAGUACCGUGACUUUAAAUAAAUAUGACUCAAUAUUAAUGUAAAAAUAUUUUUAAUACAUUGAUUGCACCACCGAAAGUUUGUUUUCGUAUUAAU